AUGAUGGUUCACUAUAUACCACCAUUGGGCCACUCACGCGCUAUAUUACUUUGCGCAACUUCGGCGGUCCUAUGCCUUAAAGGUAAGGCAUGGGGCGGAGAUUUCGAAGAAACAGAAAUCCUCAGUCAGGUAGAACUUCCAGAUAUAACACAUUCUUAUUUUGCACUGAUGGCAAUCAGUGAUCGAGUUCCAAGAUACCUGGGCAAACCAUCUGAUAGGAAGAAAAAUACCGAUGAAUCAGCGACUUGCAUCGCUGCAAUAUCGCUGUUUUUGUCGUGA
This is a messenger RNA of Loa loa (African eye worm), 279 nucleotides long. RefSeq lists its product as hypothetical. The coding region runs from base 1 to 279 and encodes 92 amino acids. The record is from RefSeq and is a predicted model, not a curated record. NCBI's taxonomy places the organism in Eukaryota, Metazoa, Nematoda, Chromadorea, Rhabditida, Onchocercidae. The transcript has 2 exons.